Molecule: messenger RNA, 957 nt
Organism: Choloepus didactylus (southern two-toed sloth)
Lineage: Eukaryota; Metazoa; Chordata; Mammalia; Pilosa; Megalonychidae
Product: olfactory receptor 51G2-like
Biological process (GO): G protein-coupled receptor signaling pathway
Cellular component (GO): membrane
Molecular function (GO): G protein-coupled receptor activity; olfactory receptor activity
Source: RefSeq, a predicted model, not a curated record
AUGGCAUCUUCCAACCACACUGGCACAUACUUCCUUCUCACAGGCCUCCCAGGCCUGGAGGCUGUGCACACCUGGCUCUCCAUCCCUCUCUGUGCCAUGUAUGUGGCAUCUCUGACAGGGAACAGCCUGAUCCUGUGGGUGGUGAAGUCAGAGCCCUCCCUUCACCAGCCCAUGUAUUACUUUCUGUCCAUGCUAGCAGUGACCGACCUGGGCCUGUCUGCCUCCACGCUGCCCACCAUGGUCACCAUCUACAUGCUGGGGCUCAGGGAUGUGGCCUUGGAUGUGUGCUUGGCCCAGCUCUUCUUCAUCCAUACCUUCUCCAUCAUGGAGUCCUCUGUGCUGCUGACAAUGGCCUUGGACCGUUUCAUGGCCAUCAGCAACCCAUUGCACUAUGGCACCAUCCUCACAAGCCCUCGGAUUGCCAGCUUGGGCCUGGCCAUCUUAGUGCGCAGUAUCAAUCUCCACAUCCCAGCCCCCAUCAUGCUAAGAGGCGUCCUUACUGCCAGAAUCACCCAGCUGUCCCAUUCCUACUGCCUGCACCCAGAUGUCAUGAAGCUGGCCUGUGCUGACACCCACAUCAACAGUGCCUAUGGUCUCUUUGUAGUGCUCUCCACUCUGGGUGUGGACUCGGUGUUCAUUGUCCUCUCCUAUGGGCUCAUUCUACAAACAGUGCUGUCUAUUGCCUCCAAGGCUGAGCACCUCACCCUCAACACUUGUGUCUCCCACAUCUGUGCUGUGCUGCUCUUCUACAUACCUAUGAUUGGCCUCUCCAUGAUCCACAGAUUUGGGAAGCAGGCUUCCCAGUGCAGUCAUGUGCUGCUCUCCUAUCUUCAUUUUCUCACACCUCCAGUGCUGAAUCCAGUUGUUUACACCAUCAAGACCAAGCAGAUUCAACUAAGGAUGCUGCGCCUCUUCCAACUGGGUGGCGUUGGCAUCAGAGUCAGCCAGCGUCAUUAA